GCUCCGGAAGGCCCCGGCGCAGGGCGCCGAGCGAGAGGAGCGCAAGCGCACGGCGGCCGGCAGCCCAGCAGUGCCUGGUUUGAGAUGGGGUCCCAGGUCUCAGUGGACACGGGAGCCCUGCACGUGGUGAUCGUGGGCGGGGGCUUCGGUGGGAUCGCGGCCGCGAGCCAGCUGCAGGCGCUGAACGUGCCCUUCCUGCUGGUGGACAUGAAGGACUCCUUCCACCACAACGUGGCCGCCCUGCGCGCCUCCGUGGAGAGUGGGUUCGCCAAAAAGACAUUCAUUUCCUACUCAGUGACCUUCAAGGACAACUUCCGGCAGGGCCGGGUGGUCGGGAUAGACCUGAAGAAUCAGACGGUGCUGCUGCAGGGCGGCGAGGCCCUGCCCUACUCGCAUCUCAUCCUGGCCACAGGCAGCAGCGGGCCCUUCCCAGGCAAGUUGAAUGAGGUUUCCUGCCAGCAGGCCGCCAUCCAGGCCUACGAGGACAUGGUACAGCAGGUCCGGCUCUCAGAGUUCAUCGUGGUGGUGGGAGGAGGCUCCGCUGGAGUGGAGAUGGCUGCAGAGAUUAAAACCGAGUAUCCCAACAAAGAGGUCACGCUCAUCCACUCCCAAGUCACCCUGGCCGACAAGGAGCUUCUGCCCUCCGUGCGGCAGGAGGUGAAGGAGAUCCUGCUGCGGAAGGGCGUGCAGCUGCUGCUGGGUGAGCGGGUGAGCAACCUGGAGGAGCUGCCUCUGAACGAGUAUCGGGACUACAUCAAGGUGCAGACAGACCAGGGCACGGAGGUGGCCACCAACCUGGUGAUCGUGUGCAACGGCAUCAAGGUCAACAGCUCCGCCUACCACAGUGCCUUGGAGAGCAGACUGGCCAGCAACGGUGCUCUGAGAGUGAACGAGCACCUCCAAGUGGAGGGCUGCAGCCAUGUCUAUGCCAUCGGUGACUGUGCCGACGUGAAGGAGCCCAAGAUGGCCUAUCACGCCGGCCUCCACGCCGGCGUCGCUGUGGCCAACAUCAUCAACUCCACCAGGCAGAGGCCCCUCAAGGUCUACAAGCCAGGGGCGCUGACCUUCCUCCUGUCCCUGGGGAGAAAUGACGGUGUGGGCCAGAUCAGUGGCUUCUACGUGGGCCGGCUCAUGGUCCGGCUUGCCAAGAGCCGGGACUUGUUCGUGUCCACGAGCUGGAAAACCAUGAGGCAGUCUCCACCCUGAAGGAGAGGCCGGCUGAACGGACCACGUGACCGAGGGCGGUGGCUGGCAAGUGUCCCAGGACGAAAGCUCUUUUCCUGGAGUCAGGGGCCAGUGACGUGCCGACCAGAAGCACUACUGUGUCAAAGCAAACAUGAGCGUGCAAGAGAUUAAAAAGCUGAGAUUUUG
Messenger RNA from Lepus europaeus (European hare), 1371 nucleotides. RefSeq names its product apoptosis inducing factor mitochondria associated 2 (gene AIFM2). The transcript has 9 exons. Bases 85 to 1206 code for a protein of 373 amino acids. Gene Ontology annotation, cellular component: mitochondrion; cytoplasm. Gene Ontology annotation, molecular function: flavin adenine dinucleotide binding; electron-transferring-flavoprotein dehydrogenase activity. NCBI's taxonomy places the organism in Eukaryota, Metazoa, Chordata, Mammalia, Lagomorpha, Leporidae. The record is from RefSeq and is a predicted model, not a curated record. Gene Ontology annotation, biological process: positive regulation of apoptotic process; apoptotic mitochondrial changes.